AUGGGGAACUUCAAUGAAAUUGUGCAUAUAGAGGAGAGGAAAGGGGCGACUAGCUUGUCAGCAUCUGCUGAAGAUUUCAGAACAUGGAUAAAUGAUAUGGAGUUGAUGGACUUGACGCUUAAUGAUCACAAGUAUACAUUGUUUAGAGGUCAGUCUUGUAGUCAUAUUGAUAGAAUCCUGGUGAGGUUGGAAUGGCUAGACGCGUACCCGGAUACUCAACUUAGAGGAGAACCGAGAGGUUUAUCAGAUCAUUGUUCUUUGAUAGUGGAAGAUAGAAGAAUAGUACAGGGUUCAAGACCGUUCCACAGUCUAGACUCGUGGUUCACACACAAAGGCUUCCUAAGGAUGGUGAAAGAAGAAUGGAGAGGUUUAGGAGAUACACAGUUUUUGGAUAAGCUAAAGGCGUUAUCAAAACCACUGGGUAGAUGGCACAACCAGCACUUUCGGAAUAUACCUGAGAAGAUAAAAAGGUUUGAGGACGAAAUCAAGAAAGUGGACGAUAUGGUUAGCAACGGGCUAUAUGAUGGUACAAUAGAAGCAAGAAGAAAGGCGCUAGUAAGAUGUUGUGAGAUAUGGUAUACGAGACAAGAUAUACACUGGAAACAAAUGUCCAGAUCUUGA
This is a messenger RNA of Arachis ipaensis, 621 nucleotides long. RefSeq lists its product as uncharacterized. Lineage: Eukaryota; Viridiplantae; Streptophyta; Magnoliopsida; Fabales; Fabaceae. The record is from RefSeq and is a predicted model, not a curated record.